Molecule: messenger RNA, 2076 nt
Organism: Thamnophis elegans (Western terrestrial garter snake)
Lineage: Eukaryota; Metazoa; Chordata; Lepidosauria; Squamata; Natricidae
Gene: RPL3L
Product: ribosomal protein L3 like
Exons: 10
Coding region: 26-1765 (579 amino acids)
Biological process (GO): translation; ribosomal large subunit assembly
Cellular component (GO): cytosolic large ribosomal subunit; ribosome
Molecular function (GO): structural constituent of ribosome; RNA binding
Source: RefSeq, a predicted model, not a curated record
AGUGCGCGUGCGUAUAAUAGCGAGAAUGCUUUCGUUUUCCGCCGGCCAAUCGGUGGGGAGGCGUUUGUGCGCGUGCGCGCCGAGGGGGGGUUUCUGUGUUUGCCGUGGGCGUUCCGGUCCGGCGUUUAAUUUUGAGGCCGACGCGACGAGCCCAGUAGGGGGCGUCAGAGAGCUCCCCGCCGCGUUUCUCCCGCUGAGGUCCGCUGUGCCGCCCGCCCGACGGAGCUUCUUCCCCGCCUUCCUCAGCUGGAUGGUGUCGGCUUACUGCGGGUUGGGGCUGGGGAAGAAAGAGGCAGGCUUUACCGAGAGCCUCUGCUUCCCUCUUCUGCACCGGAAAGGAGCCCCGUGGAAAGGCGGGUUUCCUUCUGGGAGACCCCCAUCGCCCGCCCCCCCCUCACCGCGGGUGCAAGAGCCGCCGGCCGAGGCUCGGAUCGGGGCUGCCAAUGGCGCCCUCCGGGUCUUGGCUGCCAGCCGGGGCACGCCCUGUGGCCCGCAGCCCAGCUCUGGGGGCUCCGAAGAAGCCAGGAGCCCCUCGCCGCAUCAGUCUCAUCGGAAGUUUUCAGCUCCCAGGCAUGGCCACCUGGGCUUCCUUCCUCAUAAGAGGAGCUGCCGACAUCGAGGAAAAGUGAAGAGUUGGCCCAAGGAUGAUCCCAGCAGACCAGUCCACUUGACAGCCUUCCUGGGCUAUAAAGCUGGCAUGACUCACAUCCUGCGGGAACUUCAUAGACCAGGACUAAAAAUCUCUAAGCGAGAGGAAGUGGAAGCUGUCACUAUCAUCGAAACUCCACCAUUGGUGGUUGUUGGGCUAGUGGGCUAUAUCGAGACACCAAGGGGGCUGAGAAAUUUCAAAACCAUCUUUGCAGAACAUAUAAGUGAUGAAUGCCGAAGACGCUUCUACAAGAACUGGCACAAGAGCAAAAAGAAGGCGUUCACGAAGUACUGCAAGAAAUGGCAAGAUGAGGCUGGGAAGAAGCAGCUGGAGAAGGACUUUGUGUCCAUGAAGAAAUACUGUAAGAUCAUCCGUGUCAUUGUGCACACCCAGAUGAAGCUCCUGCCAAUGCGGCAGAAGAAAGCACAUAUUAUGGAGAUCCAGCUCAAUGGGGGCUCUGUGGCAGAGAAAGUUGACUGGGCUCGGGAGAAGCUGGAGAAGCAGGUGUCUGUGCACAGUGUCUUCAGCCAGAAUGAGAUGAUCGAUGUCAUUGGAGUCACCAAAGGGCAUGGGAUGAAAGGGGUGACGAGUCGCUGGCAUACCAAGAAACUCCCAAGGAAGACUCACAAAGGCCUGCGGAAGGUUGCCUGCAUUGGAGCCUGGCACCCUGCCCGGGUGGGCUACUCAAUUGCCCGGGCUGGCCAGAAGGGCUACCACCACCGCACAGAACUCAACAAGAAGGUUUACCGCAUCGGCCGUGGGAUCCAUGUAGAAGAUGGCAAAGUGAUCAGAAACAAUGCAUCCACCAAUUAUGACCCAACGGAGAAAACCAUCACCCCACUGGGUGGAUUCCCUCAGUAUGGUGAAGUCAACAAUGACUUUGUGAUGGUGAAGGGCUGUGUGUUGGGUACCAGGAAGCGGGUGCUGACCCUGAGGAAGUCUCUUCUGGUCCACACAAGCCGAAAAGCUCUGGAGCACGUGGAGCUGAAAUUCAUCGACACCACCUCCAAGUUUGGCCACGGCUGCUUCCAGACAGCCCAAGAGAAGCGGGCCUUCAUGGGCCCUCAGAAGAAGCACCUGCUGAAAGGGAAGCCAGAAACUCCAGAGGAAUUAUAAAUGGGUUUCUUUGAAGGAGAUACUAAAUUGUUCAUGUCUGGGGCUGUAUCAAAUAUGAGUGCAAACAUGGUCUCUGUUUUUGAAAAGGAAUAGUUUUUGUCAGUCUUAAGAAAAAAGAGAAAACCCAAUAUUUAUAAUAAGGGUUAUACAGGGAGGAUAAAAAAAAUCAAAGUGGCACUUGUGAUAGCAUGAUUGAAGUGGUUGUCAUCUUGAAAUUCUUGACCAUUCCACCCAUGGACAAUUUCUGGACAACCCAGAUAUUUGCUUAUAUUUUUGUGCUUUUGGCUGGUGCUAAUAAAAUGAUUGUCAUA